Molecule: messenger RNA, 1357 nt
Organism: Trematomus bernacchii (emerald rockcod)
Lineage: Eukaryota; Metazoa; Chordata; Actinopteri; Perciformes; Nototheniidae
Product: artemin
Exons: 4
Coding region: 199-870 (223 amino acids)
Molecular function (GO): glial cell-derived neurotrophic factor receptor binding; receptor tyrosine kinase binding; growth factor activity
Source: RefSeq, a predicted model, not a curated record
GCGCUGCUCCGUCUCUUUGAGUGUGUGCCUGACAUGUCUCCAGCCAUGAGGAGCCCCGGAGCCCGGGUUGCGCCACUAUGGCCCGGGGUCUAGCCGAGGAGGCAGCACUGAGGUCCGCAGAGAACGGCUGUGUGUGGAUUAUUGUUGUUAAUAUUAUUCUAGCCGCGGGACGCCAGCAGGAGCUCUACAAACUCCUCCAUGAUCGGGAGGGCGAGCAAACUCGGCAAAGAUGGAAAAACCUGGUGGAGGCAGGACGUGUCGUCUCCCCAGCAUCACCUGAAGAACUGGAAGAUGAUGCUGUGGGUGCUGGCAUCAUUGCUGACACUGGUGGAGGAUGUGUUUUCUGAGGAGGACAAUAAAGAGUCAGACCUCCAGCAUGUCCUCAGGCUCCCCUCCGUGUCUCCUGCUAAGGACCUGGACCGGGGCAGCAGGGGCCACAUAUCCUGGCCUGGAGCCCUUGAAGAGUGGUCACUAAUGCAAGAUGGGGAAAUCCAGCAGAGCAGAUGGCGGCGAGCCUACCGUGACCCAGAUUUGCCCAGAACGUCAAGGAGAAACCGCAAGAAGACCAAGAUCAGUCACGACUGCCAUUUGGAGAGGAAGGAGAUGCGGGUGCGGGAUCUGGGUCUUGGCUACGACUCGGACGAAAUAAUCCUCUUUAAGUACUGUGUUGGGACAUGCCACAGCUCCCGCAAGAACUAUGAUCUGGUCGUGAAGGCUUUGAUGGAAAAUGGGAGCAUCUCUGGGAAGAAGGUUAGCAGUCACCCAUGCUGUCGGCCGACCCGGUAUGAGACUGUGUCCUUUAUGGAUGAACAGACUACCUGGCAGACCAUCAGGUGGCUCUCAGCGGCCAACUGCAGCUGUUUUAGCUGAUAGUAGGGAAAAUCUAUCACAAGCACAGAAAAGCUUUGUUAAGUUAAAGAGCAGCAUGCUGUAAGCACUGGUGUCUGAAGUGGGUGACCAAACCCUGAUCCAGCAGCGUGGGCAUGGAUUUGGAUCCUCAAGGCAGCGGCCAUGGUCUCCAUGAAUAGCACCAGCAGGCUAACUGGAUUUGUGCCACAAGCCUGGGGCUGAGCAGGGUUUGUUUUAAUUCCACUAGCAAGAAGAGCAGAGGAGGAAACUAUCAGUACUGUUCCGGUCCAUAAUGGACUAUAUGUUGUUUCCUUGAAGGCUUAUGGCAGCCAUGUUGAAGGUCUUUAGCUCUUAGAAGCUAACCAUAUCUCUAAGUAUGCAGCUUGGCUAACAAGAAUUCACUACGGUCAACUGUCUGACUGGGCGCUUUACAUUUCACCAGGAGUCUUUUUUCUGUUAGGCAGAAAAUGCUUACCAGCUAGGAAGCGAAAACAUUAGCUGGUCCUCA